Molecule: messenger RNA, 3183 nt
Organism: Radiomyces spectabilis
Lineage: Eukaryota; Fungi; Mucoromycota; Mucoromycetes; Mucorales; Radiomycetaceae
Exons: 9
Coding region: 42-3044 (1000 amino acids)
Cellular component (GO): plasma membrane
Molecular function (GO): calcium-activated cation channel activity
Source: RefSeq, a predicted model, not a curated record
CGUUGCUCCGUUACACCGUCGGUCAGAAAAAAAUUGGCACAAUGCAACUCCAUCCCUUUUCCCCCUUCCUCUUUUCUUUUGGUUUCCUUUCAUUUUUCUUUAUCCUUUCCCUUUAUUCGUCGUCGAUGGCUUCAUUGGAUGAUAUCAGGCAGCAGCAAAAGGUGGACGCCAAGCUUGGAUUGACCGGUCUCGCUACGCAGCUUGGUAUUAAUUGUGCCAUGUCGUUUGGUGUGUUGAUGGCCUUCAACAUCCUGCGACCCAAUAAUUCGUUGGUUUACGCUCCGAAAUACAAAUAUUCCAGUAAAUCCAAGCAACCCCCAGCCAUCGGUACUGGCUUCUUUGCAUGGUUUAAACCUGUCAUGAAGACAGAAGACGAUGUUUUACUGGAUAAACUGGGGUUCGACGUAGUGCUAUUCAUACGAUUCAUGCGGAUGCUGCGGCGACUUCUAUAUAGUAUGACUGCAAUUGGUGUCUUUGUGCUCAUUCCUCUCAAUGUUUUAGCCACGUCGUUCACAGGAGAAUGGCCGCCGUAUCAAGGACUGGAUUUUUUAUCCAUAUCAACCAUCAAUUACUAUGACGGCAAAUUUCAUUCGGACGGCAAUUUAAAGUGGUAUUGGGUCCAUGCGCUGGCGACAUGGGUGUUUUCUUUGCUGAUCUAUCGGUCACUCUGGACGAAUUACCGAGAUUAUGUGGAAUUGCGGCGGCGUUACUUUGAAAGUAAUGAGUACCAGCAAUCGACGCAUGCACGAACCCUCAUGGUGACCAAUGUGCCUGCUGCUCUUCAAUCUGAUCAAGCAUUGGCACGAUGGGUGGACACGUUGGGCCUGAAAUAUCCACCGCAACAGGUGCUUAUUGGUCGGCGGAAUCAUGAACUGGCGAAAUGCGUGGAACAGCAUGAUGCAGCCGUACGAAAGCUGGAAAUUUUGCUAUCAAAUCAUCUCAAAGAUGGUACCGUUAUUAUGGGAAAACGGCCAAUGAUCCGCGUCAAAAGAGGCGAACCCAAAGUCGACGCCAUCGAGUACUAUUCCGAACGAGUGGAAACGUUGAGCGAAAAGAUCAACAAUAUCCGAUCCCACAUCGCUUCCAGCAAAGCCACCAAUUACGGUUGGAUUUCAUACUCUCACGUCAGUUGGGCUCAUGCCAAUGCGAAACAGUUGGCUUCUCGCUCUUCGGUAUUUGGCACCGACAGUCGUAUCCGCAUCGAACUUGCGCCUCAACCCAAGGACAUUGUAUGGAAUAACCUGUCUCUCAAUGAAUACGCACGAAAAAUGAAGCAGCUAGUCGCCACAAUUGUGUUUUACGGCUUUGUAUUUCUGUGGUUUAUUCCUUCCAGUUUUCUAUCCGCUUCGUCGAAUGUCAAGGACUUCAUUCGACUGUUUCCCGAUUCAGACACGUUUCUUGAAAAUCAUCAUACCUUCGUAUCCCUGAUGAGUUCUUGGUUUACGCCCAUUGUCAUGGCCAUCUUUUUUCUCAUUCUUCCAAAAAUGCUACGACUGUUAUCCCAGCAACAAGGUUACACGACCGAAACAAGCUUGGAUCGACAAGUGCUUGCCAAACUUUACAUUUUCUUCAUCAUCAACAACCUGCUGGUGUUUACUGUCUCGUCGACGUUGUUAUCCAUGUAUUCUCAAAUUCACAAAGCCGUGCAAGGCAAACAAGAGCUGACGGCUCAAGAAUUCUUUUCCACCAUGGGCGAUAAUUUAACCCAGAUUGCCAAAAAUCUUAGUGAUGUAUCAGAAUUUUGGGUCAAUUACGUCUCAUUAAAGGGACUCGGUGUGAUCAUGGAACUCGCUCAACUGUUUGCAUUGCUCUCUGUAACGCUAAGGAAAUUGUUUACCAGACCGAGUCCUCGCCAACUGCAAGAGUUUACGCGUCCGACAGCUUUUGAUUAUCCUUUAUAUUACAAUGUACUUAUUUUCUUUUUCACGGUGGGACUGGUCUACUCGGUGAUUGCACCUUUGGUAUUGCCGUUUACCUUGAUGUAUUUAUUACUUGCGACAAUGGUGUUCCGAUAUUUGCUCAUGUAUGUUUUUGUUACAAAGAUCGAAUCAGGAGGUCAGAUUUGGCGUCUUUUGAUCAAUCGGUUAUUGGCCUCCACUUUACUGUAUCAGAUUGUGAUGAUUGGUAUUCUGAACCUGAAAGGAGCACGCGUGCCGUCGGUGAUCACAGUGCCUUUACCCAUCCUUACUCUCCUUUUCAAAUGGUACUGCCGUCGACGGUUUGAUCCUCAGGUCUACUAUUACAUGCCAAGCGUCGAAAAUCACGUGUCGUCUGUCGAUCCAUCCAGAAAAUGGAAUGAAAGCAAGCAUGCAGCCGGUUUACGAUUUGGCGAUCCUGCCUUUUUUGCGGAAUUGCCCAUCCCAAUGAUCCAUGAACGUGUACGCCACCUUAUUCCUCGAUUAUACGGAGCACGACGCCAUCACACGACAGCGAAAACUGUGCAAAGCAAUAUUACACGACAAAAAAGCGUGAGACAUCUUUCGGUACUGGAGGGGAAAAAUGGACAUGCGAUCCAGUUUCAAAGCAUUGCGGAAACGGAGCUUGAAUUGGAUGAUUCCACAGAAGGCGUUCAAGGGCUGUACAAGUUUGAAGACAAUCCGCCAUGCGUAACGCCGUCUACUCCGAUCUCGUCUUUAGCAGUAAAGAAGAAGAACAACAAACCAGAGAAUAAAUACAGUGAUGAUCAACCACUCAUGGGAAAUGAAGAUGAAGAGGAAGAAGAAGAAGGCCAGGAAGACGACGCAUUCCAAGACCAACGAAGUGUUCUGCAGCAUCCAUCCAUGCAAUCUUCUGCAAAUGCAUCAACAAUACUGCAAAGCCCGGACAAUUUCUACCAUAAUAGAGAUAUGGAAUACUUUGUGGCCGGCCGAUCUUAUCGAUGGCAUGAUCCACUCACACUGGAUCGACCCGAUGUAAUUGAAAUGGCUCAUUUAUACCGUGAACGAACCCCGGGGAUGACACCUUCAUGUCCUCCUCCACCUCCUGCUACGUCGCCAAACACCCAACUGUCGUCGUUGAGGCGGCCAUCUAACUAUAGAUGGUAAAUAACUUGUUUCAAGAACUGGCAAAUCCAAAUAAAGCCGAAACAAAAACAUGGAGGGUGUUAUUUAUGUUGUAAAUAAAAGAUUUAUUAUUUUUCGUUUUAUCCUUUUCAGAUAAAUAAAAAACAAAAAUGGAAGCAAG